Colletotrichum paranaense is the source of this 828-nucleotide messenger RNA. RefSeq lists its product as uncharacterized. Lineage: Eukaryota; Fungi; Ascomycota; Sordariomycetes; Glomerellales; Glomerellaceae. Bases 1 to 828 code for a protein of 275 amino acids. The transcript has 4 exons. The record is from RefSeq and is a predicted model, not a curated record.
AUGACUAUCAUAAAAGGCUGCUCUUCGCAUAGUCUAGUGUUGUCUCGACAUCUUUCGUCUCCUGCGUUGCACCCAGCGUCAGUUAUCACCCGAAGGUGCCCUGUCGGAAUCGAUCGUCCUGGCUUAAAUCAGCCACAACCACCCUUGAGACUCCAGUGCGAAGGCGUCUUCCUCGUUCAAGCUGGGGGAGAAACAAGCAGCCCCCAGCACCGAACAGCAGUGGCCGGAGACGUACGAACAAUAUUUGUAGGCUCUACAAAGUUUUGUGCUAAACAGCAGGCAAAAGUCCAUCUGAGAGUAUCACAAGGAGGCUUACAGAUGGAUGAUCACCUGUGCAUAUUUUAUUCAGUGUUUACAUCAGAUUACCUCUUCACAGCCUCUGACGGAGAUAUUCAGGUGCGGCUAAUACUCCAUUACGCACAGGCGAUUAUUCCAGACGCGAUAAUGGGGGGCCUGGAACAGGUAGAAGGAACAUGGUGCUGGCAACGUAACAACCAUAUCCCAGUGCAGCCAGGGUAUGUGAAACCUGACAUUGACACUCCAUGUCAAAACUUAGGUCUGUUCAACUGUUGUCGUGCUAGUCAUCUUUGUUCCAUCCCGUCGAGACUUGAGGAUGGUCGAGCCAACACAGGUUGCCAUUUAAGACGCGAUCUAGUGAACUGGAAAUGGCAAGAAGCCGGGGACCCUUCGUCAUUCAGGUCGCGACGCUUGUAUUUCGUUGGGCAUCAGUGCUCAAGUACAAGAGUUGGCUCCUUUGGUGAGCAAUUGCCGAACGCCAACAUGGCCCCCAAGAAACGCUGCAGAUGCGGAUACUUAGACAGCUUUUAA